Hylaeus volcanicus is the source of this 3210-nucleotide messenger RNA. RefSeq lists its product as uncharacterized. NCBI's taxonomy places the organism in Eukaryota, Metazoa, Arthropoda, Insecta, Hymenoptera, Colletidae. Gene Ontology annotation, biological process: translational initiation. Gene Ontology annotation, cellular component: eukaryotic translation initiation factor 3 complex. The record is from RefSeq and is a predicted model, not a curated record. The transcript is spliced from 11 exons. Gene Ontology annotation, molecular function: translation initiation factor binding; RNA binding; translation initiation factor activity. Bases 134 to 3127 code for a protein of 997 amino acids.
GUAAAAGUCUGUUUUGUGUCCCUGUGUGUCCCGUUUAUUGAAAUAACAGAAAAAAAAAGAAACCGUAAAGGAAAACGCACUGUAAACAUAAGCUAUCUUGUUACGGAUCCCUUGGUGCUAUUGAAGGAACAGCAUGGAGUCUAAGUUUUGGCAGCAUGAUAGCAGUUCUUCUUCUAACGAUGAUGACGGAGUAGAUGAGAAUAAGUUUAUAGAUAGUGAAUCCGAUGAUGAAACGUCUAAAAAACCAAUGGCUACCACUGGAAGAUGGGCCAAUAUGGAAGAUAGUAGUAGUGAUGACGAAGAAAAACGUGUUGUCCGAUCUACUAAAGACAAGAGAUGGGAUCAGUUACGACAAACCAUCAAGGCUAUGAAAAAUUAUAAGACAAUUGAAGACUUUGGAGAAUUACAAUCAGGUUUCGAGUCAUUACUUCGAUACAUUCGAAAGUCCAAGACGAUUGUAGAUAAGGAAGGCGUUCCUCCAUUUUUUAUUCGAGCUAUAGCUGAACUUGAGUCUUAUGUAACAGACAGGUUUCUUGAUAAAGAGGGGUUAAAGAAAAUGUCAAAAGGAAAAAGUAUUAGUUUUAAUAUUUUACGUUCUAAAAUUCGAAAAGGCAUGGAAAUAUAUCGACCAUUAGUGGAUGAAUAUCAUAAAAAUGCUAGUAAUUUUGAAGAUGACGAUGAUGAUGAUACGCUAGCGAGUCAAGAUAGUUCUAGUAGUGAGGAAGAGGACAGUGUCAAUUUAAGCGACACAAGUGGUAGCCAUAGUAGUGAAUUCGCAGAUGACAGCGAUGACGAAGACUUUGAUUCCAAUGACUCUCAAGAUUAUGAGAAGAAAGAUGGAGAUAUAAAGAGGGUUAAAUUUAAAAAGGGAGUGUCUCGCUCGAAUGAUGAUGAAGAAUGGGAGGCAUCUGAUUAUGAGAACGAAGUGAUGGAUAACUCCGAUGAUGAUGCUCAACAACGUGUAUUAAAGAUGUGGGGGAAAAAGGAAGCUUCAGAAGAAAAAUCAAAAAUUAAAAAGAUUAAAAAAAAAACAACGCGAAGUAAUGUAGUAACCAAAGUUCAUCAGGAAACACAGUCACAACAAACAACUUAUGGUCGUGGUAAAUCAACACCUAUUUUAGUUCCAGGCGAACGUGUUGAUGCUGAAUUAUUAAGCAAAAAAUUAAAAGAAGUUAUAUCUUUACGUGGACGUAAAGGGUUUGAUCGCUCUGAGCAAAUACGACAUUUAAAUGAAUUGUCUGCUGCGGCAAAACAAAUUUCCUCUCAAUGUUAUAUGGAAAUAUUAGGUCAUCUUAUAAGCGCUCAUUGUGAUUUACUUUUAGGCAGCUUUCUUAGUACCCCUUGUACCCAAUGGUCUUUAGCAUUUGAAGAAAUUCAUAAUGCUUUAAAUCUUUUAAGAAAAGAUUCUGAUUGUUAUUUUUCUUUUCUACUAGCCGACGAUGAUCUUUACGCUCCAGCAGAAGAUAAUUUAAAUGAUUUAGAAACACAAACUUUACAACCAUCUAUGUUUUCCUCCACAAACGGGCUAAAGCAUCAGUCGAAUCCAACAUCAUCAGCAGUUUCAAAGGAAGCUAAAGCAAGACUCGACACUUCUAUUACAUUAACACGAUUUUUGGAGAGAAUAGAUGACGAAUUAAUGAAGUUCCUUCAAUUGACAGAUAUCCAUUCAGAUGAUUAUAAAUUAGGAUUACAUCACACUGUUGAUAUGGUUUUCAUUUUAUGGAAAGCCUAUAUGUACUUUUUACGAAAGGAUCAUGAAGAAUGCUGUUGUCAUAUCGCUUUAAGGAUUUUAGAGCACAUCUACUAUAGAAGUGAUACAAUAGCAAGUAAAAUGUGGGAAAUCAUUCAAAAAAAAUUGGACCCGGAGGAUAUUUCUUUAUUAAAAGAUGCAGUGGAAUGUCCCUCAUCGAUUGUGACCCUUUUAGUCAAGCAGAACCUAAAAAAAUCAACCUGCCGCAAUAUCAAUGUUCGAUUUUUACUUUAUGUUGCUUAUUCACAUAGUCUUCAUGGAAGGUAUUAUCAAGCUCGAGAUUUGCUUCAAUCCUCCAAUAUUCAAGAAUUAGCAUCCCAUUGCAACAUAGGGACACAAGUUUUUUUAAAUCGUAAUCUUGUGCAAUUAGGGCUUGCUGCCUUCCGUUUGGGCUUAACGAAUGAAGCUCACGCCUAUUUAUCGGAAGUAUGUGCUAUGGGACGGUAUCGAGAAUUGCUAGCUCAAGGUUUGUCGAACAUUCCACGUGGAAUGGAAAAAAAUAUUGAGCAAGAACGGUCCGAAAAACGUCGUAUAUUACCGUAUCACAUGCAUAUCCCAAGUGAUCUUGUUGAAGCGGUACAUAAUAUAUGUGCGAUGUUACUAGAAGUUCCGUAUAUGGCGGAAAAUGUUCAGGAGACUGUGAGAAAGCCUAUAGCAAGAAAUUUUCGACGGUUACUUGAAAUUUAUGAUAGGCAAAUGUUUACAGGUCCGCCUGAAAAUGCAAGAGAAUGUAUAAUGGCUGCUACAAAAGCUUUACAAAAAGGAGAUUGGACAACGUGCGCUGAUCAUAUUAUGUCACUUAAAUUUUGGGAUUCGUUUUUUGAUUCUGAUAAUGUCAAAAAAGUGAUUACAGAACGCAUCAAACAAGAAGCUUUAAAUACUUAUUUACUUAUGUAUUCAUCCAUGUAUGUUUCUAUGAGUACAAAACAGCUAGCUGAGAUGUUCAAUUUGUCAAAAACUACAGUGCACUCCCUUGUUAGCAAGAUGGUGAUUCACGGCUUAUUAUCCGGAAGCUGGGAUGAGGCUUCUGAGUGUAUAUUAAUCAAUCGUAUAGAGCGAACGCCUUUGCAACGCUUCGCACUUCAGCUCACUGAUAAAAUUUCUCAAGUGGUUGAGCAGAAUGAAACAACAUUGUUUUAUCGAAAUCCAAGACAUAUAUUAUCCCAAAAUAUUAUAAGGGAAGAGCGUCAACGUCGUUUUGACGAAAGAUGGGCAACGUCUGAUCGAAAAACUUAUGCAGAUAAUAAUCGACUUAACAAUAGUAUUUUUAAUAAUAAUACACAUGAUUAUACUAUGACGUCGACGCGUUAUAUACCGGGAAAUCCUCUAGUAUCGCGUUAUCAAUCUAUAACAGUAGGAAAUACAAAACGACGAUAAACGGAAUAAUUCAAAAUGUUAAUUUUUCUUUUGUGUUUAUAAAAAAAAAAAAUGAAACAAUUUAUUAUGUUUAACUGUUUGUU